Messenger RNA from Physella acuta, 1832 nucleotides. RefSeq lists its product as uncharacterized. The record is from RefSeq and is a predicted model, not a curated record. NCBI's taxonomy places the organism in Eukaryota, Metazoa, Mollusca, Gastropoda, Physidae. Gene Ontology annotation, biological process: regulation of apoptotic process. Gene Ontology annotation, molecular function: protein binding. Gene Ontology annotation, cellular component: pi-body.
UGUGCGCUUGUAAAAAAGGACAAAAUAAAACAGUGGAUAUGUUAAUUAGAAAUGGAACUAAUGUUAAUGAGGCUACAUUUGAAGGGAAUACGGCUUUAAUGUACUCCUGUGACAAUUUUGCUCUAAAACAAAAUCUUGUAAAACAUAUAAAUACAUAUAAACCCGAUGUUACGGUUUUUCGAAUUGAUGAAUGGAAAGCUACAAAAUACGAAACCAAUAACAUUACAUGUAAUAACAAUGUCAAUACUAAAGCUGAAGUAAUAAUUGGCCAAGAAAAAGCUGCCGAGCUUUUGAUAAAAUCUGGAGCUGAUAUCAACAUUGUUAACAAAAAUGGAUGGAGUGCGUUGAUGUACGCCGCCAGAAGUGGAGCUAAAGAAACAGUUGAGCUCUUAAUGGAAUCUGGAUGUGAUGUUCUAGCCGUGAACAAAGAAGGAGACAAUGCACUAGCUAUAGCAUCAAAGUAUGGCAACGAAGAGAUUGUUCAGUAUUUGAGCCCCUGGUACAAAACAAUUUGUAUUGAUGGUCAACAACGAGGAGUUCCUUUUGUAAAACCCCAGCCAUCGACAGUCGACGACAUGAUGAAAGACGACAUGGUCAAACAGGUGCUCGACCUUGACAUUCCCGAAGACCUGGUCAAGAAAACUCUACAGAAAAGGCUGGAAGAUAAAGGCACACAAUUUGCGAGUGCAGAAGCUUUGACCGAGGCGGUACUAGAGGACAACUUAUUGAGUCUCAGCACAACCACACCCGAUGACCCCUCGAUCUCAACACAAGAAAAGAAGGCUACUGGGUUGAAAGAGCUGUUAGUAUGCAAAACGUGUUGCGAAGAGGAUGUGGACACAAAAUUUGAACCUUGUUGUCACCUCUCCUGCGGGAACUGCUGUUUUCAUGUUCACAUUUGCCCAACCUGCGGCUUACCUAUUCAAACUAAAAUAAAUCCUCCUUAUAUAGCUAUAUUAGCAGUUAUACUAACAUGUCUGAUAGAGGAAAAGGUAAAAGCAGAAAAGAUAAACAUUUCGCCGUCAACAAUUCCAGAAUGUACAUUGAAAGACCAGCAAGGACCUAUGCAUGGUAAACUACAAGAGAAGCACUUUAAAAUACUAAGAAGAAAGUACAAAUAUUUAGUUGAAGAAAUUGAUGGGAAAUUUUUAACGGAUCAUCUAUUCACCGAAGGGAUAAUAACUUUCGAUGACAAACAAGAAGUAAUGGCCAUACAAACACGCAGUGGGAGGACCCGAGCUCUACUGGAUAAAAUACUAAAUGCUGGACCAGGACGAGCGUUUCCUGAAUUUAUAAACUCACUAAAGGAACAUUAUCCACAUAUAGCAGAAGAGCUUUACAAUAAGUUGUGAGGCAAAGUUGUGGAUAAUUUUAUUUUCUCCAAGCUUUAGUGAAUAAAAACAGUUUUAGAUUGUUCUGUUCUGUAAUUAAAAUGUUUUUUUUAGUCCUUUCAUGCAGUCAAAUUAAAAUAAAACUAUCUAGAUCUAAAAAUAUAUUCAAAACUAAACUAAAACAACAAUUAUUUAAUGACCUCUCUAACUGACUCAUUGAAACAUUUCUCAUUCAUCUAUUAUAUUCUUAUUUUUUCUCAUUUUGUAUUAUAACUAAGUAAUAUUAUUUCUUUAUUCCACAUUUUUAGUGCUAUUUUACUGCUAUGUCGUUACUAUGCCAUUGUAAAAAAAAGACUGCGUGCCUACUAUUGUUAUCGUAAUUGAAUGAAUAAGUUUGAAUAAAUAAAUUAUUCUAAUUUGGUUAAGAGUGUUGAGUCAGGAAAUCCGAAAAUUAAUACAUUCAUUUUUUAAUAUCUGAUAUAUUAUAACUGUUUUAAAUGA